GCCUUUGAUCCGCCAAGCUAUCUUCAACAACAUCAUUCAAGUGAACCAACUUUCUACUGCCUCAAUAACAACAACAAUAACAACAAUAACAAGAGCAAUCCUAUUACCGCGAUUGCCACUCCAGAAGAUGAACAACAUUUACCUUGCGACCAAUAUAAAGAAUUUUUGGAUGCUUCUCACAACGAACGUGUGGAUAUGAUUGACAAUUUAGUGGAUGUCUCUGUAGACAUUAUUGAUUCUAUUUGGCCUACACCAUGUCAUGCUAAGGUGGUUGCUACUAAAGGAUUUAUCCGGGAAAUUCUCAAACGAUCCAAAACGACCUAUUUUAUGCUUCAAAUCAGUCUCUUCUAUAUCUUUCGUGUUAAACGUGUAGUGCAAGCAAAGCUUCGUAUGCCUGCUGGUGAACGACGAUACAAGGAUGAUCUUAUGUGUUGUGGCCGACGUAUGUUUCUUGCUUCUCUUAUGGUGGCCUCCAAAUAUAUUCAUGAUAAAAGUUAUCGAAACAAAGCUUGGGCUGAUGCUUCUGGUUUGACCUUGGAAGAAAUCAAUGCUUCAGAGUCAGUCUUUUUGCAAAUGAUCGAUUAUCGUUUAUAUGUUAGCAAACCAACUUUUGAAAAAUGGUAUGGAGUCCUCAAUCAACGCUUGAAACAACGAAAGCAACAACAUCAACAAUCAGAUAUACAACGAUAUACUCCCCCAUCACCUCCUGCUUCAAGUACACCAGUGGCAUCUCUACCACGUCAUGCUCGAUCGUUACCGACAGUGACUCAACAACAACGCCAUGCUCGUCUUCAUCAUCCUUAUCUUACUCCUCAACACUCACACUUUAUUCACUCAUCAUCAGUCGACAAAAGUGGACUGAAAUCACUGGAAUAGGUCUUUGCUUCUCUUUUUUAUAGUUUUAUAGUUAUUAUUUUUAUUAUUUUUAUUAUUAUUAUUAUUAU
Halteromyces radiatus is the source of this 944-nucleotide messenger RNA. RefSeq lists its product as uncharacterized. Gene Ontology annotation, biological process: regulation of cyclin-dependent protein serine/threonine kinase activity. Gene Ontology annotation, cellular component: nucleus; cyclin-dependent protein kinase holoenzyme complex. The transcript has 2 exons. NCBI's taxonomy places the organism in Eukaryota, Fungi, Mucoromycota, Mucoromycetes, Mucorales, Cunninghamellaceae. Gene Ontology annotation, molecular function: protein kinase binding; cyclin-dependent protein serine/threonine kinase regulator activity. The record is from RefSeq and is a predicted model, not a curated record. Bases 196 to 876 code for a protein of 226 amino acids.